GCGCACACAUACACAUCUCAUUGAGGGCUGUAUCAUGUGGGAAUUUGGGUUUGAACUCUGCCAACUAGAGGAUUGAGCAGGGAGUAUUAAUAAUAGGAGACAUAGAACGUCUUUCUCCCUAAAGACAUUAUUCGUGGCUGAAGAAUCUUGCUUUCGGUGAUUUGCAUCACCUCUACUAUUCAUUCUUGAUCCGAUCGGGACAUUGUGCCUUUGACGUGGAGAGUGUGGGUGCGGAGCAAAAAUCACUUUAAUACGGAGUAGUUUAAUUGUUUAAAACCAUUUGCUCGAAAAUCAAAUUGUAACACUCCCACUCAAGUAACUCAAUUCACACUUGAAGUGUGGAAGAGACUUCAGCAUCCGUAAUCAAUUGUUCAUCAUCUUAUCUAUCAGGACUCAGGAGUUGCGUUUUCUGAUAAAGAGGAGUAGAAAGGAAGCAUGGGAUUGUUUGAUUUGGAGAAGCACUUUGCAUUCUAUGGAGCAUACCACAGCAACCCGACGAACAUCUUCAUUCACAUGCUUUUUGUUUGGCCAAUUUUCUUCACCUCUCUGCUCCUCUUGUACUUCACUCCCCCAAUUCUCGCAGCUCCUCCGGUCCAGCUUGGUUCUGAAACUCUUCUGGUUUUCAAUUAUGGGUUCCUAUUGGCCUUGAUCUAUGGCCUCUUCUAUGUGGGUUUGGACAGGAAAGCUGGCUCUUUCGCCGCCCUCAUUUGCUUUCUCUGCUGGGUCUCUAGCAGUCGCCUUGCUCGUCUUCUUGGCUUUUCAAUGGCUUGGAAGGUUGUUCUUGCAGCUCAGCUGUUCUGCUGGACAGGACAGUUCAUAGGUCACGGCGUGUUUGAGAAACGGGCUCCGGCUUUGCUGGACAAUCUCACACAGGCAUUCCUCAUGGCUCCUUUCUUUGUCCUGUUGGAGGCUCUUCAAUCUUUCUUCGGCUAUGAACCCUAUCCCGGCUUCCAUGUCAGUGUUGAAGCUAAGAUAAAAUCUGAAAUUAAUGAAUGGAAAGAAAAGCAGCAGCAGCAGAAGAAGAAGAAAAUUUCUUGAAUGAGUGUACUAUAUAUUGAACUCUCCUUUUGUCCCAUAAAUACUAUUGUAAACC
Messenger RNA from Cuscuta campestris, 1093 nucleotides. NCBI's taxonomy places the organism in Eukaryota, Viridiplantae, Streptophyta, Magnoliopsida, Solanales, Convolvulaceae. The record is from the annotation of a GenBank genome assembly.